Cyanistes caeruleus (blue tit) is the source of this 11244-nucleotide messenger RNA. The record is from RefSeq and is a predicted model, not a curated record. NCBI's taxonomy places the organism in Eukaryota, Metazoa, Chordata, Aves, Passeriformes, Paridae.
CAGCCGAGGCUCAGCCGGGGCCGCCCGGCAGCGCCAGCAGCAGCUCUUUGCCUUCCACCUCCCCAGGGCUUCGGCCUCCAGAGAAGAGCCAGCCCGAGGGGUGGGGUGGCCUCUGUAGCCCUGCUGCCCGUGCCUGCGCCUGAGGGAGAGGAGCCGAGCUGCUCAGGCCCACAACCCUGCAGCUUCUUUGCAGGCGGCUGCUUCUGCUUCUUUGGGAGGAUGUGCUGAAGGGGCUGAAUGCCUCCUUCACUGCAAAUUUCAAGGUUUGCUGAGAAAAAUGAUGAGUGAAAAUGAUGGUUAAGCAGAUGGUUUAAAUUUCUGCGUCGCCUUUCUCUGCGGUUUCUCUGUCAGCUUCUGUUCUGCCACUGAAAAGAAGGGAGGAAAAUGAAACACAGCCGCUUCCCUAAAGAAAUGAAUAAUGAUUCUAACAGUUUUUAAUCAACUUUCUUUUUAUCAAGAAAAGAUGAUGGAUUUUAGCAAGAAAGGCAAAGAGUGAGGAAAAAAGCCUGCAGCUAAUUCAACUUUUGGGCACUGAAAUGUUGAAAAGAACACAUGUUUAUCUUGCUUUUUUUUCCCCUCUAGAUUGAAGGUUACAAAUGUGCAUCACAAAAAUUUAUUGUCUCAGCAACUUCAGCUGACUUUUAUUUUUUAUGUCUACAAGGAGAUAAACCUGGUGAAGGGAGAAAUAAAGGAUUUUCAGCAAAGCCCCAUCCCAUGUGGGUUUGCAGUUGGGCUGAACUAGGAGGCCCUGAGGCAAAGGCCACUGCACAGCAGUAGCCAGAGGACUUGUCUGCCCUUGCUGUAGCCAGUCAGCCAUUCAGUGAGCUGAAGCAUACAGCAAGUUGUGUUUUUGGGGAAACCUGCCUCAGGCUCAAGAAGUACUGUGAUUCUUGGCAUGCUCAACCACUAAGACCCAAUGGUUUGGCUGGUAUCAUAGAUGCAAAGGUGUGUGUCUGUUUUUCUCUGCUUGUGCGUGGAGACUGGAGUGGCAAAGAAAAGAGAAGUUCAACCAGAAGCAACAUGAGGGACAGUAUUUAAUGCUGCAAGACAGGAAGUAAGUGAAGCAGCUAAUCAGGUGAUUCACAGUGAAAAGUUUAAAGAGCAGAGUGGGAGCUGCUGCAAACAUCAACAUGCCUGGUAGGACAGAAGCAGCAGCACUCAUUUCUCUGGAUGUGGUUAUUGACUGCAACAGGAGCUGCUAAAUCUAGGAGCCCAGCAUGGACGAAGCAGCUGAACCCAUAUGGCAGCUUGAGGAUUCACCUGACAAUGCAGGACAGCAGGAGCAGAGCCCUGAUGAUGGAGACACAGCAGAAGUGCUGGAGCAGCCUGCACACAGCAAGGACGAGCCACCCCAGAGCCAUACCCUCCUGUGGGAGACUCUAGGCAAGCAGUUAGUAGAAUAUGAACAAGUGGCUCCAUUUCUCAUCCCCGAGGAUCAACAAAGAAGGCUGCUGGAAUUUCUUCCCCUCUUCUUAAAGGCCUGGGAACAGUCUGCUGGAGCAAUCGUAUUGCCCAACAUUCAGUUGUUAGCCAGUGAGGUUUCCAAGCUUCUGACUAAAGAAAUUAAGAGGAACCUCAAUGGCAAGCCUGCAGAAGAAGCUCGUCUGGCUUUGGAGCAAUUCCUGCAACAGAAAGGGGAAGCAGGAGAUGGCCAUUUGCUCCUGAAAUCAGUGUAUCUGCUCUCACAGACUGACUUGAAGACUAUGUGGAACAUUAUUGGAUCUGGACUUCCAGCUGCUCUGAUGCAGUGCCUGUACCUUUUCUUUACUAUCCCUCUGAAGAAAAUCAGCGAUGACAGGGAGACAAGUGAGGAUGAUACCCAAACUCAGGAAAUGCUUGUUAAGAUAAUGCUUAACAUGUACAAAGAGGAACAAGGAGUAGAGGAGCUUCUGGCAGCUGAUAAGCUACAGUCAUUAAUUAUAGCAACUUCUUCUCUGUGGGACCAGUGCAGCCACUCAUGGAAAGUACCUACAGGCCGUGUGCUAAGAACUGCAAAUAACUUUAAACUUGUUUGGCUGUCAUUUCUUAAAUACCUGCUGUAUUUUUUUCCCACAGCUGUUGACUGCAUUAAAAUAGCUGUACAGAACCUCUUUACACUGGCUGAUACUCUACCUGCUUGUGAUGUGUGUGAAGCUGCUAGUAUUGUGUUGUGCUUUGUGAAAGAUUCCUAUCCUGUAUCAUCAGCUUUAUUAACAGAGUUUGAAAAUAAUGAUGGCUACCAACUCCUGCUAAAAAUUUUACUCAGAUGUGAGGGUUUGCAGCAAAAUGGAGACCCCUAUCUGGAUGAGAUCUUGGACAUGCUGACUUGCCUUACAACCUGUGGAAAAACUGAACUGAAAGUUUCUGGCAAUAUUGUACACCCACAGUUGCCGCACUUUGAUUUUGAACGGACGCAGUCUACUGGAAUGACAGUGAAAAACCUCCAGCCUUUUCAGGUGUUGCAAUCCAUUUUCCAAAGAAGUAAUGAUCAACACCUGUGUGGAAGAAUCUUGGCAGCAAUUGGUACCAUAUGGGCUUGGGACAGAAUGAACUUCUUUCUUCUGGAAUGGACACUGCAACCUAUCAGCCAAUUCACUGACAUAAUUCAUUUCAAACCCCACCCAGUCCAAGUCCAGUUCUUCAGGCUGGUGGAGUCCAUAGUCCUAGACCUGUUCUAUGUCCCCCAUGAGAUUUUGAAGAAGAUCCAGUAUUUGAUAAAGGAAAACAUAAUGCCGUUCUGCACCUUAACAGCUCUCCAGUGUCUUCUUAGCAUGACCCAGAAGGACCUGUUAUUUAGUGAUAUUUUCCGUGACUCUGGGCUCUUAGGCCUACUGCUGGCACUUUUGAGGAAGGAAGCCAAGAUCCUGAGGAAAUCAGCUGGAACUCAUCUGCCUGGCCUGAAAGAAGGCACUGAGAAGGAAUUAAAUGUUGUGAUGCUGAAGAUGGUGGCUGCCCUUACAGCUAGGUCUGUGAGGAACACAGUUGUUCUGAAGGACUAUGGAAUGGUACCAUAUAUCAAGAUAUUUUUGGAUGAUGAGUGCUACAGGAGUGCUACUCUCAGCAUCUUGGAGCAGUUAUCAGUCAUCAAUUAUGAAGAAUAUAUGAGCAUUAUUAUUGGGGCUCUGUGUUCUUCCACUCAAUGGGAACUGCAUCUGAAAUUAGAUCUUCUGAAGUCGCUCUUGAGGAUACUGGAGAGUCCCAAGAGCCAUUCAGCUUUCAGAACCUGCAGUGGAUUCAAUGGGCUCCUGUCCCUCCUCUCAGACAUGGAAGGUGCAUUGCAGGACCCUCCUUCUGGGCAGUGGGCAGAAGUUGGACAGAAUUGUAUCUUGGAGCUGGUUUUCUGCACUCUUCAGGGGAUAACUGCAGCCCUGCACCUAGACCCUGUCAACAGCAGCUUCUUCCAGAAGAAUGGUCUCUUUGCAAAGAUGGCAGAGGAUCUCGGAUCACUUGGAUGCUUCUGGACAGAAGGGGAAAGGCAAAUUCCUGUGACCCUUGAGAAGAAAAGGACAUUUGCAGAAUUCUUGGGUGCAGCAUUCUGUUCUUCAGAGCCCUUUCCAGCAUGGCUAAAAAACUGCAUUUGGAUUCUGAAUUUUCUUGAUCAUAUGGUCAAAGGAACCCUCCAUCAGGAAAGCUACUUUAAGGAGAGGAAGCCAGAGAUGGGAAAAGACUCAAGAGAUGAUCAGGAGGCAUCCCAAGCUCAAGAAGAGCAUCCUGUUGCUUUCAAAAGACCAGGCAAUAAAUUACCUGCCUCUGCCUACAUGCUAUGGGAAAACCCUGAAGAGAAGUUGGAAAUGAGAGACUGCAUCAUUGUACAUCCAGGCGCUGCCUGUGUCAUGGUGAGCUUGUUGCCAAAGCUGUACAAAGAAGGACAUGCUCAGAACCUCUUUGCUGUUAAUGAUAAUUAUGAUGUGUAUUUUUACUGCAGGUUGGAAAUGAGAGACUGCAUCAUUGUACAUCCAGGCGCUGCCUGUGUCAUGGUGAGCUUGUUGCCAAAGCUGUACAAAGAAGGACAUGCUCAGCUUUCCCUGGAAAUUCAAUGUGCUCUGGUUGAUCAUAUCCAGUCCUUAGUGAAGUCAGAGAAGAGCCGACAGGUGAUGUGUGAGUCUGGCCUGCUGAGCACAAUCAUAACCUCCUGUCAAGAUGCUUUCUACAGUGACAGUCAUCCCCUGCAUCUGCCCCUCACGAGGGUGUUUGAGAAGCUGGCAUCUCAGGCUGUUGAGCCACACGUGUUAAGGCAAUUUCUGUGGUUGGGGGCUUCUCCAUUACCACCUUUGAGGCCCAGCGCAAACAAGACCAAGGUCCUUUCACAUCAGAAGAGUGAUUCAGCUAAUGCAGGUUCAGAAGAGAGUGUGGUGGACAGUAAAUCUGAUCCUCAGACUGUUGUGCCUGUCAGAACCUCUCCUUGGCUGUCCAAGGGAUCUACACUGGCACUCCAGACUGCCAUGAGUCUCAUCUCCAUGACAUCACCUCGGAACUUCCAGCUACACAGCACUGCUUUAGCUCCAUCAUUUGUGGAGUUUGACAUGUCCAUGGAAGGCUAUGGGUGUUUAUACCUCCCUACCUUGGCCACUGUCAUGGGAUCCAGUGCAGACCAGUCUCUCUUGGGAGGGACUGGCAUGGGCAGCAGAAUGUUCCCUCCCUCAAGUGGCCUGACACUCUCCUGCUGGUUCCUGGUUAGCAAGUUUGGUUUGGCACACAACAGCCACCCACUCCGCUUCCUGACAGUGGUGAGGCACAUGUCAAGAACAGAACAAGAAUUUGUUUGCUUUUCUGUAAGCUUCUUCCCACAGGACCUUUCUCUGGUCAUUUCUACAGAAGAAGUGGAAUUCCAGCCACUUGAUAUAAUGGAACCUGAGGGUGAGGUCCUAAAUCCCUCCCCGUUUCCAGGGCAAAUCCAGUUUGGCUGUGGUAAACUUCUGGUUAUUGGUCAGUGGCAUCAUCUCACAGUGACAGUUGCUAAGGAAGCAAAGAAGAGCUGUGUUGUGUCAGCUUACGUUAAUGGUCACAUUCUUGGCUCUGCAAAGAUGCAGUAUCUCCAGCCUUUACCAGGUGGCUGUAUGUCCAUGGAACCCUCUUCUUUUAUUGAUGUCUAUGGGUACAUAGGUACUCCUCGAAUUUGGAAACAGAAGUCCUCCUUGACCUGGCGCCUUGGUCCUACGUACUUGUUCGAAGAAGCCAUUUCUAUGGAAACCAUAGAAGUUAUUAUUAAGCUUGGCCCUCAGUAUUGUAGCAAUUUCCAAGCAGUACAACUUCACGAUGAGGACCAGUACAGUGAUCAUAUCAUCACACCUCUGGUGGCAGAAGAUAAGAUUUCUUUUGGAAUCAAUGCUGUGUGCUCAUCUCUUACUACAGUCCAAGAUAUAAAGAGCUCUUACAAUGAAGUGGAUGGUCGGCUGAUUGCCAAAGAGAUUGGGAUUAAUUCUCGGGACAGUUCAACUCCAAUAUUCCUAGCUAAGAAUAUUGCUGGACACCUCUCAGGUUCCUUGCGGACUAUUGGGUCAGUUGCUGUGGGCCAAUAUGGGGUAAGAAUGUUCCAGUCCUCUCCAGCAGCUACCAGCCUGAACUUUAUUGGAGGCCCUGCCAUUCUCCUGGGUCUCAUUGCUAUGGCCCGUGAUGACCACACCAUGUAUGCAGCUGUCAAAGUCCUGAACUCCAUCCUCAACAGUAGCCCCUUGAGUAGAAAACUGAUGAGGCACAUCCAUGGAUACCAGUUGCUGAGCUAUCUACUGAAGAGGAAAACUCAACUGCUGAACAACAGGAUUUUACAGUUAAUGUUCUCCCUAGUGGGCACAGCUGAGCUGGGCUUUGAGUCUUCUGUCAUCAAGAAUUAUAGUGCUUUCCAGUAUGUUCUCUGCAACUUUGAGCUUUGGAUGAAAGCACCAGAAAAUCUUGACCUUGUUCUUCUUUCCCAUCUUGUGGAGAUCUUGCAGUCCUCCAGAGAUGCAUGUCAGAAUGUUGUAAUUGCCUACCAGGUGCAAAUGGUGCCCAAGCUUGUUUUCCUUUUCAAUGAUCCUGAAAUCAGCAGCUCCAAGAUCACUGUGGCCUGUACUAUUCUGUAUCAUCUCUUGCAAGGAUACUUUAAUACAAGGGAUGUUCUCAGGAUUGGAUUGUUCCUUGUUUACACCUUGAAACCUUCUUCUGUGGAUGAAAAUCAGAUUUACCUGGAGAGUGUGGCUGAGAUGCCCACUGAAGCCUUAAACCAAACAUCUGGAAAGACAAUCUGUCUUCGAAACCAGCUACUGAAGAUGCUGUUAGAUGUAAUACGCUCAGACAAACUUCACCUGUCCUCUGAGGAAAAAGAAAAGACGUUUUUGGCACUGGGGCCAGACUGGUUUCUGCUGUUCACACAGAGCUACCUGCACUUCAGCACAGUGGUCCUGGGAAUCAAACUGCUUCUGUGCUUCCUCCAUGAUCGUUUGCUGCUCAGCAAAUUCAAGGAGGGGAUAGUGGCUGGGCGUUGGCUGGAAAACAGCUCUACAGGGUUGAAUAUUCUGAUGGAUAAUUUAAAAAGUCAUCCUUCAGUGCCUGACAAUGGCUACUUCUUGAUUUUUGGUUUUUCUGUAUUGCAAAAAUGUCUGACUGAUCAUGUUCACAUCCCUGAGAUCUACUUGGUUGUGGCAGAGCUCUUUCUGGCAACUCCACAGUCUGAACCACCUGAAACAGUCAAGAAAGAUCUUGAGUCUAUGUUGCAGUGGAUCUUGCAUCACCACCUUAGAGAGAAUGUCCUCAAAUUUGGGUUGUGUGCAGAGGCAGCUGUGUUGCUGCUGGAAAUGGUUCGAUUCACUGCGGACAAGUCUAUUGCAGAUGCAGAAGCCUCCUGGGCACUUGCCUAUCCAGGGAAUGUUAUGGAGUUUCUGUGCUUGAUCUAUCACAGUUACACACAGGACCCCAUGUGGCACUGUCCUGACUUCCUGAAAGCUUUGGCUAUGCUUGCUUUUCAUUCAGGACCACCCAAGGGUGGGUCUGAAGACCUUUUGACUCCUGAUGGUCCAGCCAUUGCUGAAGGGAAAGGCUGUGCUGAUCCCUGCUCUAUCCCACUCCUACCACACCCUGCCAAGAAACAAGUGUGGGAUUUUGUGAGAGUCCUCCUGAUGGACAGUCUUCUGAACAUCCCAGCAAACAAACAAGGACAUCCUAUUGAGCUGCUUCUUGAGGCUUCUCCAGAAGAUGCCACCAGUGAGCAGAAGAGACUUUUUCAGACAAAAGUUCUGCUGUCUGCUAUGAAUGUCUUUCAGGUUACCAGCCAAGGUGAAGGGAAAACGAGACCUAGAGGGAGCAGUGAUCCUCAUGGUACUUCAGAAUCAGCUGCACCCCCAUCCAUGAUGAAUAAUACUUAUUUUGUUCAGAAGCUCAUUGAGAAGCUGAACAGCAGAAUGUUUGCUGCUGACCCCAAGCAAAUCCUGAUCUUCAUUGCCAAACAGAUUAUGUGGGUCUUAGAAAGCUCUGUUUCUCAAAAGGAAGUUUUCCUCAGUGCCCUGUACAGCUGCUUAAACAGAGCCAUCCUAUACUGCUUGUCCAGACCACAACAGUCAUUGCCGGAACAGUUUAAUGUCCUGAAUACUCUCAUUGUUCUGCAAGAGCAGUGGGACAUUAUUUUUGCAACUUACAACUCAAAUAGUAAUUUUGUCAUCUGCCUGAUGUACUGCCUUUGCCAACUGAACUCAGGCAGCUGUUCAGAAGGUUUUGGGUUGGAUGCAAAACCAAAGCUGGCUUCUUAUCACCAGAUUUUCCUUGCACCCAGUGAAGAGGAGAAGGUGGUGCCUACUCCAGAUGAUGUCCACCAGGAGAUCCUGAGACUGAUAGAAAUCAUCUGGAAGCAGCUCAUUUCUCAGAGGCGGCAGGCUCUGGAGGACACUUACAAGAUGGAUCUUUCUGUAAAAGGAAAUGACAAAGAAAGGGACAUGAAGAUAACAGAGAUCACUCCUUUAUGGGAAGAAAUUAUGACAAAAGCUUGGCAGCACUUGCUAGUAUCUGAAAAGAAGCUUCUCCAGAAUAAAGCAGGGCCAAGCCUGUCCCAGAGCAAGCACAAUUCCUGGAGUGAAAGCCUCUCUUCAGCUAUUAGGUUCAUACCUGGCCGAAACACAAAGGAAAUGCCUUGCAAAUCAGAGGGAUUUGUGUCAUGUAUGGAACAGUACCGAAGAGUUGGGCAGGAGCUGUAUGCUUCUCUGUACAAGGACCAUGUACAGAUGCAGCAGUGUGCUUACAGCAAAGCAGCCAAGGACUGGAUGAUACUUGAGGAGCAACUUUUCUACAGAGGGGGCCCAUGGAGAGAUGCUUCACGAUCAUUAGAGCCACGAUGGAUUCUUGAUUGUUACGAGGGGCCCUCACGAAUGAGGAGGAGGAUUCAACAUGUGAACACCCACGUGGCAACGAUGCGAAUGAGGAGUGAGGUUCUUCUAGGAAACAGAAAGGAAACAACAUCCCCCACUGAAAUGAAUCCAGGAGAGCUGAUGUUAAAUGGAGCAGAGAGGGACAUGGAUCAGAAGGGACUGGAUUGUGACCAGCUAACAUUCUUCCCAGCUCUACAUGAAAGUUUCCAUUCAGAAGACUUCUUGGAACUGUGUGUGGAGAGACAAAUUAUAUUGCAGGAGUUUGCAGAGAGUGAAAAGGUGUCUUUCAAGUGCUCCGUGGCAAUUGUGCAGGGCCAUACAGCACUGGAAGGGGUGCUGCUCUUUGGCAAAGAGCACUUCUAUAUCUGCGAGUGCUUUGUGUUAUCCCCUCUGGAGGAAGUCUACUGUACUCGUCACUGCUUGUCCAGAAUCAGUGAUCCAUUUUUUUUCAACUUAUGUCAUAAAGAUCAUGCUGUGGGAGACCAGAUGUGUUCCCGGAUGCUUUUGGAGAUCGCCUUGGAAAUAUUCUUCAAAAAUGGUUACUCCAGAUUUCUUGUCUUCCAUGACAGUGACCGAAAUAAGAUAUUUAAAAGAUUUUGCUCGUUCCAGCCUGCUUUGAAGUCGAAGGGGAUAACAGAAGAAUCCCUAAAUAUAAGGAAGCACUCAGGUGGGGAAAAGACAAUGCUCCAGAAGUGGCAGAAGAGGGAGAUCAGCAACUUUGAUUACCUCAUGUACCUGAACACUUUGGCUGGCCGCAGCUACAAUGAUUACAUGCAGUAUCCUGUGUUUCCAUGGGUCCUUGCUGACUACCACUCUGAGACUCUAAACCUCACUAAUCCUCAUACAUUUCGGGACCUGUCAAAGCCCAUGGGAGCACAGACUGUGGAGAGGAAACAAAAGUUCAUCCAGCGCUUCAAUGAAGUGGAAAAAAGUGAGGGAGACCUGUCAGCCCAGUGCCAUUACUGUACUCACUACUCAUCAGCAAUUAUAGUGGCAUCUUACCUGGUCCGAAUGGAGCCAUUUACCCAGACCUUCUGUUCUCUGCAGGGUGGGAGUUUUGAUGUUGCAGACCGAAUGUUUCAUAGUGUCAAGAGCACGUGGGAAUCAGCAUCAAGGGACAACAUGAGUGACGUUAGGGAGCUCAUCCCUGAAUUCUUUUAUUUGCCAGAGUUCCUAACAAAUUCAAAUCACUUUGAACUUGGCUGCAUGCAGGAUGGAACAGUGCUCGGAGAUGUGCAGCUUCCUCCUUGGGCAGAUGGGGACCCCAAUAAAUUCAUUCUUCUGCACAGACAGGCACUGGAAAGUGACUAUGUCAGUGCACACCUUCAUCGCUGGAUAGACCUUAUUUUUGGCCACAAGCAGCAUGGCUCAGCUGCAGUGGAGGCAGUUAACACCUAUCACCCUUACUUCUAUGGAGACAAGAUGGACCUCAACAACGUUAAGGAUCCUCUGAUUAAGAGCACUAUCCUGGGAUUUAUCAGCAACUUUGGACAGAUACCAAAGCAGCUCUUCACAAAACCACAUCCAUCUAGGAAUGCUCAAGGGAAAAGUUCAGCAGGAAGAGAGACUGGGCUGUUCCUUCACUCAAGUGGAAUUCUUCCUCCUUUUGUGAGCAAUCUGCAAAAUCUGAAGCUCUCACCAGUUACCAUAAAAGACUAUCCCAAGGGAGCUAUUGGGCACAUUGUUCAUACAGAGAAAGGCAUUCUGGCCGUAGAAAAAAAUAAAAUUAUGAUUCCUCCUCUUUGGAGCAAAACAUUCUGCUGGGGAUUUGAGGACUUCACCUGCUCCUUUGGCAACUAUGGAUCUGAGAAGAAUGUGACUACAUUUGAGUGCAUGGCAGACUGGGGAAAGUGCCUCUGUGCAGUGUGUCCUUCAGCAACUACCAUAAUCACAUCUGGAACGAGCUCAGUUGUGUGUGUCUGGGAAUUCACCCUGGUCAAGGAUAAAGUGAAAUGCCUAAACCUGAGACAGGCUUUGUAUGGACACACUCAAGCAGUGACCUGCCUUGCUGCAUCUGUACCCUACAGCAUCUUUGUGAGUGGAUCCGAUGACAGAACCUGCAUCAUCUGGGACCUGAACCAGCUGACGUUUAUGAACCAGCUUCCUGCCCACGAGGAAAGCCUUGAUUCUGUUGCCAUCAACAAUUCAACAGGUGACAUUAUCUCUUGUGCGGGAUCCUACCUGUACCUGUGGACAGUCAAUGGCCAGCUUCUUGCAAGCAUCAGCACUGCCUGCAGCCCCAGCUGCCACAUUGUUUGCUGCUGCUUUGCUGAAGUGAUGGACUGGGACACACGCAGCAUCAUCAUCACAGGAAGCACAGAUGGAGUGGUGAGGCUGUGGAAGACCUCAUACAGCAAUGCCCCAGAGCAAGGUGCUGGACCGAGAGUGCAGAGUGGCGCGACAGAAGAGCCGGGCAGCACAGGUAACAAGUGUGGAAAACAGCUUGUUCUCUGUCGGGAACUGAAUCCCAGCGUUGCCCUGACUGGCAAGGCGAGCAGGACAAGCCCGGCGGUGACAGCGCUGGCCGUGUCCAGAAAUUCCUCCAAGAUCCUAGUUGGUGAUGACUGGGGAAGACUCUGCUGCUGGACUGUGGAUGGGUAGGAAGAAAUAGCCAAGAUUUCUUGUUUUUUUCAACCUUUUGGAUGGAGAGAAAAUUUACCCUUCAGAGCAUGAGAGAAUCAGAGCAACUGGAAGCCUCUUGUUGGGGACUGAAUCUUAAGGGAGUUGGACUGACCCUGCAGUCAAGAACAAUUUAAAUUAGACAAUGGACCCCAAAGUUGUGAGAGAAACUGACAAAUAUGCACAUAAACAAUGAGAUUUUUGUAGUAUUUGUCUUGAGAAAACCUUUUUAUUUAAAAUGUUAUUUUAGAUACAGAAUUUGACAUUGUAUUUCACAAAUAUUAUCUAGCAAAUAAAACUGCCUUGAUUAUUCCAA